Molecule: messenger RNA, 3534 nt
Organism: Toxoplasma gondii ME49
Lineage: Eukaryota; Apicomplexa; Conoidasida; Eucoccidiorida; Sarcocystidae
Exons: 5
Coding region: 1-3534 (1177 amino acids)
Source: RefSeq, a predicted model, not a curated record
AUGCCGUUUAUGGACGCGUACGCACAGCAAGGAACCCCCGGAGUUCAACCGGAGGUGUACAUACAGCCUGUGGCGGGCGUUCCGCAGCUGCCUCACACGUACUUUGGUGCACACAUGAAUCACGGAGGGUUUUCAUCCCUUCCGCAUUCGAGACCAAACCCUCUUUGGCUCUCUGGAACUCCUAGCAACCCGCCAGGAGGGCCACAAGGGGGGCAACAAGGCGAAGGGUACUUCCACAUGUACCCCGGUUUUCCGUCCCCUGAGGACUCGCCGCUGUCGGCGUCGUCUUUUGGAUCGCACAAGGAGGCCUCUUAUAGCCAGGUGGAAGACCCGACUGGGCGCUACGGACUUAAUGAAAGCUUGCUUGCUGGAGAUCCGCAAACUUCACAGAGGGACACGUUUUGGCCCUCUGCUACUCCGGCUGGUGCGUUCCAAGUUCCUCCUAGACAGCCAGCUAGGAUGCCGGGGCAGCAGUCACAAAUGGACUACUCGACUGGCGGCUACCCUUCGAGUUUUCCUAAUCCCCCUGUGAGCAGGUUACCCCAUUAUGCCUUUUCAAGCGGUGUAUCUCCAGAGCGGCAAUUUGGGGCAUAUGCAGCGAGAGAUCCAGCAGCUGGCUAUUUCGAUAUUGGCCAGCAGCCAGCCUGGCCGUACCAAGUCCCCAAUGCUCCAGAGGCGUAUGCCCAGCAAUCUCAAGACCCACUGCAUAGUUCAGGAGCACAACGCGCUUUUAACAGUUCCUACGGGUCAGGAGAUCAAGCUAGGUUCCUCCCCCCAGUUAAAAGCGAACAGCCUCACGGGUCGCCUCAUGCAGAGGACGGCAACAAAGCAGGUGCUGAAUCUUCUGUGCCCUCAUUCUAUUCCGAUAGCUCUGCAUUCGGGGAUGAGUAUGUUCCACGCUAUUACGCCCCGAAAAGUUUCAACACGGCAGAUGUUCAAGGGACAAAGCGGACGCAGCCCACAGAUCGACCAGCGACCUGGGGGGCUGCUCCUCGGCGCGCGGCACAUGCAGGCGCGCGCCGAGAGCUGCGGGAGCCAAGCCGGCAGGAACAAAAAACAUAUUUCGACCGAGUCACAGAAGAGGACGAAGGCAAAGAGAAGGCUGACGGAAGAGAUGAUGGAGGAAAAGAAAGGGAAAAGGAAAGAGAGGCGUGGACCGAGGAACAAGAUGUCGUUGACAGAAGGCUCUGUCUCGCGCGGACACCCAUUGAGGCGAUACUCGUCACAGGGGAUUUUGCAGGGAAGGCGUGUCUUGAGGACGAGGAGGAACAAAAAUGGAGAAAGAGGUUGUAUGAGCUGUGGCAAGGCGUGCUCCCUCUAGACAAACGAAAUAGAGAGACUUUUCUUCGAGGUCUCUACUAUGAAACGCGUUUGAGAUCGAGAGCGAACAUUCGAGUUCUGGUGCUCAAUUCUUUUCUCUACUCUGUGCCUGCUAAUGACGACCCGAGAGGCUCCCCUGUCUCUUCCUCCUCGACUCCUGAAACGACAGAGGGCGCCAGAGAAAGUGACGAAGAACAAGAUGAUCCUCGUCUUUUCAUGGCUCGGAUUUCCUGUUCCUUGCUGCAGGUGAUUUUGGCCGGACACAUCCCUCCCGGGGUGGCUGAGGAUGCCGAAGACUGGUUCGAGGGGAGAAGCAAGCCGCUGUGGAAGGCGAAAUUCACACGACGGGGUCGAGACCCCACCUGGAGUCUGCUGCUCUUCUCGCCGUACACAUACACGCAGCGCCUGCCCGAGAGCAGAAGUCCAGUUUUCUCCAGAGAAGACUGGCCAGUCAAGGAGCUGCUGCUACCACGGCCGCGCUAUGUUCUCCAAGAUCUUUUCAGCUACUCGCUGUCGCUCCACUUCGCCGCGGAGAGUCCGCUCGAGUCUCUCGAGACCGACGUGGAGACUGCACUCGGCUUCCGCGAAGCCGGACGCAAGCUGCAGGCAGACAGUUUGUCCAGUAAAGCAGCGCGCGCGAGCGAGAGAAACCAGUGCGGCAGGCAAGCAGCGGCGGCCGACGCGGCGAAGACGACAGAGCGAGAACGCGAGGGACAGGAGAGAGAGAGAAGGAGAAAAGAGAGAAAGGACGACAACCCAAACGAGGCCGUGAACCCCCUUGAAAAAAGCGCUUCCCCGUCUCCCUCCGCAGCGGCAGGCAAAACCGAGGCGCCGGUUGCUGGCGGAGCUUCAGAAGACAGGAGGCGUCUCUCGUCCCCAUGCCCACCAACAGACACAAAGAGUGGAACAACAGAGGGUGAGGGAACAGAAGAAGACGGAGGAGAGGGAGACGAAGCAGCAGUGAAAGGAGGAGAAAACCACGAAUGUGCGAGGGAAGAUACUGUGGACAAUGAAAGAGCAAGAGAAGCAGCACAGGGAGAAACAGCAGAGAGAGAAGCAGCAGAAACGAACGAAGCAGAAGUGAAAGAAGCAAGAAAGAAUAGAUCUGAGAGGAAAGCAACUGCGGAGCAAGAAGGAGUAAGAGAAGCGGCGGAAGUUGACGGGAUAGCAUGGAGCGCGUCGGAGAGAGGCGAACGCGAAAAUGACACGAUAGAGGAAGAAGAGCUUACUAGACAUGAGACACCCAUUCACGAUUGGUUGGCGACGGCGCGGAAGGAAAAAGGACCCCAGACCGAGGAACAGAAGGACUCAGAGCCUUCCCUGCGGAUCGCCGUAGAGCCUGCGUUUUCGCCAUUUGUGCAGGAAGAAUCUCGGCAGUCGGUAACGACAGACGUCGCGCCUGUUUCGGACCCAUCGCUGCCUUCACUAGACCGAACCACCGUGGAAGCCGGUGCAGAGAGAAACAGAAACGCAGGCAAAGUCGAAUUCGAGCAGGAAGCGCAGAGCAGCCGCCAGACCGCAGUUUGGAAGCGCAGCACCGCGUCGACCAGCCGAGCCCCAGUGGAGAUCGCAGAAGCAGCAGGGAGAAAGAAAGAGACACACGACAAAGAACGCAGCGGAGACGCAGGAGCAGAAGGCGAAAGCAUCGACCGGCAAAUGGCGUUCAACGCACACCACGUCGGCACGCAGGACGCCGGCGUCUGCAAACAGGGAAGAGACACAGACGCCGUUUCUUCUCCCUCCACAGGACGAUCGUCAGAGUCUUUCGAGCUCCCGCCUCUGCCGCCCGUCUCGCCUGUCGAUGGCACCAGUGUGGGGUGCAGAGAUUCGUCGACAGAAAGUCUUGCCGUUGCAAGAGACUCUGCGAGCUCCACGGAACGCGCGGCGAGUCCGAGCGCGAGCGCGAACGAAGAACGGCGACGGCGACGACUGCAUGUCGCCCAGCCUGCCUUCACGCUUCACUACGUUUUCACGAGUGUUCACAGAGCGCCUUGUCUCGCCGCGCCGGUUCUCGCGGAACUCGCAGAACGAGGCCGCGACCGACGCCAUUUCUUCGCGCUGCAGAUGCUCCUGCAGGCGUUCUCACCCCAGGCUCCUCCCGCAAGUGUGUACUGCGAAACGCGCUUCCUGGAGGCGAGUGACUAUCUCGCUUGUCUACGAACGCUGACAAAGAACAGGCAUCGGGACAAGCGCGAGAGAGCCGGGGAAACCUGA